Molecule: messenger RNA, 2624 nt
Organism: Chelonoidis abingdonii (Abingdon island giant tortoise)
Lineage: Eukaryota; Metazoa; Chordata; Testudines; Testudinidae
Gene: CEP72
Product: centrosomal protein 72
Molecular function (GO): protein binding
Source: RefSeq, a predicted model, not a curated record
UCAGGGCGCAUGCGCAGUGUUUGAAAGCGAUGGCGGCGCUCACGGAGGAGGCGAUUCGGGAGCGAGUCACUCUGCGGCAUCAGAACCUCGCUGAUGUCCGAUCAUUGUCUCUUCCUGGAACUUAUCAUGAAAAGAUUACUCAUUUAGGAAAUUCUCUGAAAAAUUUCACUCGCCUAAAAUCCUUAGACCUCUCUCGCAAUGGAUUGGUUAGCUUGGAGGGUAUUCAGCAUCUCAUAUUUUUAGAAAAGCUCAAUGUCUAUUACAAUCACAUUUCAUCACUAUCAGAAAUAUUUCGACUUCAUAGUUUAACUGCACUCAAGGAUGUGGACCUCCGUCUGAACCCUGUAGUUAAAAAUGAGUCCGAUUAUCGUCUUUUUGUUGUGCACAUGCUUCCUAACCUUAGACGAUUAGAUGAUCGACCAGUGAGAGAGAGUGAACGAAAAGCAUCCCUUUUGCAUUUCACCACAGAUCAUGCAUUUGAAUUAAAAGAUUCUUCACCGACAGCAAAAGUGAAUGAAAUUGAAAGAUCUGGCCAGCCACGGAUAGCAUAUAUUAACUCCAUGUCAAGGAAGUGUUCAGUGAUGGAUGAAGAAGAUGAAGCAGUGCUAAACUUAAUUACAAAAUGUGAAUGGGACUUGAGCAAACCUCUUGGAAUAACAGGAUCUGCUAAAAAGGACCCUGAAGUAGAAUUUCACAGCUUACAAAGUAUUCGCAAUAUUGAAGAUAAUGUUGGCAUUACUAUGAAUAGGAAAUCCGAAACCAGACCCAUCAGCCUACAAAUGCGGAAGCAACAAGCAAAUAUGCCUGUGGAUGUUAGUUCAGAAAACAGAAAUGCGUUGAAAGUUCAGGAAACUGACGAAGAGUUCAGAAGUUUGCCUGAUUGUUCACCAACUCUGCCUGUUGUACAUAAUACCAUUAAGCAAGGGAAUGAGAAAAGGAAAAAUAGCACCAAAGUUACAUUUUCAGACAAUAAGAGUCAAGAUCUUCCUAAGAGAGAUCCUAAUCUGAAAUUUCAAGAUGAAGCUGAAUCUUAUAAAAAAAUUACAACCCAUGCCAAUUUCACACCCCAUCCAGACUCUCAAGAAAUUUCUUCUCCAGUCCUCUCUUCUCCAAAGAUGCAUGCACAGGCUCAGAAGAUUUUUAAUACAUUAUCAGCAUCUAGAUUACUUUGCAAUAGAACAUCACAUAAUGGAGGAAGCCAACCAGUUCAGACCCAGACUUACUCUGCAGCUUUACAGAAAAAUAAUGGCCAACCUAAUGUUAGUUUGAAUGUGUCUAAACAAGAAACAAUGCAAGAGAGUGACAGAAACCAUCCUCCUUCCAUUCAGGGACCUGGACCUGAAGAGCAAAGGCCAAAUGGCAAAACUACAGAUGUCAGAGAGGUGUUUGAAACACAUCAAGUAGCAACUCAGUCAGCUAAUAAACAUCUGUAUGAAGCAACACCUAUGGAAGAUCUCCUGGACUUAGUGGACAAAUAUUGGAAUGGUUAUAAAUCACUCCACUGCAAUGAGAAAUUUCUUUCUCAGGCAGGACCUGUUUUGUCUGCAAUGCAGAAAUCUGCACCUGCGGAUCAACAAAAAGAUUCUGCAACAAUGUGUCAGGAGGUGAAUAAUCUGCUGGUAGAGAAAAAGAUUUUACAAAGUCGUUUGUCUCAACAAGAUCAACAAUACCACAUAAAGAUUAACAGUCUGAUGUCAGAACUGAGCAACUCUCAAAAAGACAUGGAUAUCUUGAAGCAACAUUUAGACCAGUUGUUGGAAGAGAACACUAACUUAAAAGCUCAUCUGUUAAAUGUGGAACAGAAUGUCAAAAAUGCAGACAGUUCUAGUUCAUUACAUUUGCAACUUACUGAUCUGCAAAAUGAGAAUCAACAGUUAAGAAGUGAAAACAUCAACUUGAAACAGCAUCUUCAGCACUAUGAUCAGAUUCAGGAGCUCACAGAGAUGUUGCAGGAAAGUCACAGAACUUUGGUUUCUACCAAUGAGCAUCUCCUGCAAGAAUUAGCAGAGACACGUACACGGCACAGGACUGAAGUUGAGCAGCUACACUGGAGUUACAAUCAGUUAAAAAAAACAAUGGAUAAACAUCCUCCUAGCAACAUGGACAACAGCAGGUGUUAGUGACAAUCCAAGGAAGUUUUGUUGUAAAUGAUUUAUAAGAGGGGACACCCUUGAGUUUAUCUGACUGUGUGAGCAAACAUUUACAACUGCACCAUGAGUUGAUGUCUUUGAUUCCUUUUAUUUAUUCAGAAUUGUUUUUCUUUCUUUGUGCAUAUAAAUUGUUCAGCAGAGAUUUCCCCAGAACAAAUGUUCACUUUCUUUUUUUACAGAAACAUGGAUGUGCAUGAUGGCAAUUUAAACCCAGUCAGAAAUUUUGAUUGAGCACUUUCAGUCCAGAACUCAGGGCUACCUAAAGCUAAAUGUGAGUUCAAAUUUUAGAACUAUUAUUUUGAAAUCAGGACCAUAAGUGCCAAUGGCUGAGUUAGUUCACAAUGACAUAGCUCAUAUUUUUAUAUAUAAAUGUAGUAUAACGUAAGUUGACUUACAGCCCUGGUCUGUACUUAUGCACUGGGUACUGCUGUCCAUAUUAUCAAAUGUAACAUUAAACAUGGUUUAGAAAGGAAA